AUGCUCACGGACAUUGGCAGCAUUGCAAGCGGCAACGGUAACGGUAUCGGUAACGGCAACAGCGGCCACAUUGGCAGCGGUCAUGGCCUAGUGAGCGGACUCCACUCGAGCGACUCCUCCAGCGGAAUCGGCAGUGCGAGCAGUGAAAAGUUGGUCGCGCGCGGCGAUGAGGCCAGUGCCAAAAAGGGCAGCAAUGGAGAAGGGGAUGCCGACGAGGAUGACGACGAGGACGACGAGGACGAUGAUGAGGACCAAACUACGGCAGAGUCCCCUCUACUGCCCCUGAAGGACGACGAGCCAUCGCCCCCUCGAGUCCAGAGUUCCUCGCACAUAUCAGCAAACAGGUCACCCCACCAGUACGACACCUUAGCCGGCGACCUCGAGCCGAAGCACCACCAAUCUCACCCCAACCCCGCACCCGACGAGCUGACCAACGGCGGAAAGCCGGUAGGAGAGGCCAACAACAACAGCACCAGCAACAACAACAACAACAACCACGAGGGUGCGUUCUGUAAGCACCGUUCAGACAGGGACGUUGGGUACCACGAGUACCAGCUCUAUCCCAACGACACCUUCGCCCGGUUGGAGGGCAAGGCUCCGAAGCCGAAUACCAAAAUGCAAACCAAAGUGGAUGCGGUGGGACGGAUCACCGGGCCUUGGGGGAAGUGGCAGCUGCGGACGGUGCUCCUGAUCUUUCUGUGCAAGAUCCCAUCGUCCUGGUUCAUGGCCUGCAUCAUUUUCACAGCCCCAGCACCGCGACACGGCGAGUUCUUCUGCAAGCCGCCAAACACAAUUGGGGCGCAGAACCAAACGCAGUGGAUUAAGGUUUCACAUCCGCAAAAGGAGGAGAGGGACGACCAGGAGUUCAGCAUAGACUUCUGCAACGUAUAUCAGGACGCGCAGGAGCACGCCCAUCACUACUACAACUACGAGAACAGUGAGCAGGAGCCGCGGGUGUGGGAGAAGCCCAUGAACCGCAACUCCAACGUAAUCCCCUGCACGGAGUUUCAGCACGAGGCCGACUACCACUCGGUGGUCACCCAGUACGACCUCGUCUGCUCCCGGGACAUCCUCGUAUCCGUCACACAGUUCUUCCAUCUGUUCGGUGUCCUUACCGGUGGCAUUCUGGCCAACCAGCUGCUCAAAUAUUUCAGUCCCCGAAAUGUGAUGCUCUUCGGCAUGAUCACCCAGAUAUUUUGCGGUAACCUCACGGGUCACGUGGCCUCCUACGAACUGCACGUCUUCUUCCGCUGCCUCUCUGCCGUUUGCUGUGCUCAGAUGUACACCGCCGGAGGCCAGAUUAUGGCCGACAUAACGGGGGGAAAGUACCGCACCUGCGUCGCCGCGCUGUUCGAGCAAUUCUGGUCCAUUGGCGUGAUGAUGCUGCCCGGAGUGGCUAGCUUCUGGUCCAGCUGGUCUCACCUCUACAUGGCCAUCUCUUGGCCAACUGUGAUACUAAUCUAUCUGUGGCAGUGGAUUCCUGAUUCGCCGCGCUGGCUGAUCGCACGAGGGCGCACACAGGACGCCAAGAAGAUCCUCCUGGAGUGCGCCGAGGUGAACGGGACGCGCUACAGCCUGCCCCACGACAUCGAUAAGCAGCUGGAGCUGCAGGCGCAGACGGCGAUGGACGCACCUCCCCCGAGUGGGUGGUGGUCGAUAUGGAAGGGUGAGCGGGCGGUGCGACACAUGGUGUGCGUGCACCUGGCCUGGUCGCUCUACAUCGUUGUCUACUACGGCAUGCUGCUCAAUAUCCGCUCCUUCAGUCGCGACCACCUGUACAUCAACACCUUCUUCGCGGGCUUCAGCGAGAUGAUGGGCACUUUCAUCGGCCUCUUCCUGAUCCUGAAGACCACCCGCAAGUGGCUGUGGACCGGACUCUUCAAUAUAGUGGCAGGAUGCAUCGCCUACUGCGGCUGGUUGGUCCCCAAGCCCAGUGUGAUUGGGCUCGAUUCGAAUGUGGCCCUGCUGAUGUGCUCGGCCAUGGUCUCCAAGAUGGCCAUAUCCACGACGCUUAGCAUUCUAACCACGUGUACGGUGGAACUGGUUUCGGAUGACAAAAAGAAAAUCACCUCCUUUUCCACAAUUUGCUGGGCUCGUUUCUGGCUGUUGGGAGCCCCCUUCAUUGGAUCUACGGUGGUUUUUGGACAGCUCAUUCCCCAGACGGCAUUCGCCUCUCUGGCCAUUCUUGGGGGCCUGUGCACCUCCUUGAUAAGAAGUCCUAGGACUCAUCCCAUCUCGGGGCCCGCUUCAUCUUCAACGGCUGCUCAGGCGGCCCAGAACAUGGCCUCGCAGUUCACCAUCAUCGACGGAAUGGACAACAAGGGCUAUACACCCACCUCAAAGACUAUCCACUCGAACAGCACCAUUAGGAAACUGACCACGCCGCAAUCGAAUCUACCUCCUCAACUGAUGCCCGGCAUUUGGACGACCAAGAUAAACGAGGAUGGCCCACCAAUGUGAACAGUUUUUCAAAAGUGAUGUUGGGUUGAAUAUUUAGGCUUGAGAAGUAGCGAGUGGGUUAGAGCCUUUAGGAUAGUAAAUCAGCUUUUCAAGAGCAAGAUUAAAAGGAAGAAGCAGACGUUCAAAGGUAGGCUGUUGCUAAUUUCACAGCUAGGACCUUGGAUUGGUUCACUUUGGUGGUGCUGUGACUUGUAAACUAUAGUCUACAAAAUUUGAUAGAAACUAUAUACUUAUACCCCGCUUAAUAACUUUAGGGGCUUAAUUUUUUGUAAGGCACAAUAGCAAACUUUCCUAAGGUGAAAAGUCUUGAUUUUUAAGUACCAGAUCUUUUCGCACACUUAAGUAGGAGCUCAACUAUACCCUAAACACCAUUGUGGAGUGCUCAAGUGAGAAAAUGUUAGGCACUUGAAGACAAAGGUACAUUUUUAAGUAGGCAAUCUCUAAGCUUAAAGCUGUGGAUUAGGAUCCUCAACCAAAUUAUUUUAAAAGGGAAAAGACGCUCGCCAACGAAACCUAACAAUCAAGGCGACGAGAAAGAAAAAAACCCAUAUUUUUCAUUAACUUGACUUUUAAGGCAUAGUUUAUUCAACAAACCCGGAAGGCCAUAAAACCACUUGAAUCUGGGAUUAGCUUCAGCGCAGCCAUAAUUAGUAGUCUUAUAGAAUUUAAGUCAAAUGUGGAACACGCCUUGGGAAAAGCCCAGUAUUACGCAGUCACUGUUGAACCAAAACAGAACCGUACCGAUUCGAACCUCAUGUAGAACCCACUGCACAGACAAACCAACUUUAAAUGGUGAUCCUUCUAAAGGCCUGUGGUUCCACAUUUAAGUGAUUGUGUUGCAAACACCUGGAGAGAAUUACAUGAAAAGACAUAUAAGAGUAGUUUCACAAUAAUUACAUAUUAUGGAACAUUUUAAUUAAUUACCUUUAUAAUAUAACUAAUUCUUUAUAAAGAAAAAAAAUGCAAAAUACACACUAAUUACUUUAUUACCGUUAUGUAUUAUGAUUAUCAAUUACAAAGCUAGUUUAAUAUAAUUCAAUUAGUAGUUUUCAGGUCCUUCGUGCAAUAUGAAUAUAAACUAUUUUUAAAGUUGCAUCACUAGAGUACGCUUAGCAACCUGUUGAAUGUUAUCUGAUAAUGGUUACUAUAUGAAAGGAAAUGUUAUACAUGGCAAAAGAGCAAUAUUUUUCUAAUAAAUCAU
This is a messenger RNA of Drosophila subpulchrella, 3661 nucleotides long. Its product is annotated as solute carrier family 22 member 3. Gene Ontology annotation, biological process: transmembrane transport. Bases 1 to 2460 code for a protein of 819 amino acids. The record is from RefSeq and is a predicted model, not a curated record. Lineage: Eukaryota; Metazoa; Arthropoda; Insecta; Diptera; Drosophilidae. Gene Ontology annotation, molecular function: transmembrane transporter activity. The transcript is spliced from 5 exons.